This is a messenger RNA of Arachis ipaensis, 1470 nucleotides long. Its product is annotated as protein SUPPRESSOR OF K(+) TRANSPORT GROWTH DEFECT 1. Gene Ontology annotation, molecular function: ATP hydrolysis activity; ATP binding. NCBI's taxonomy places the organism in Eukaryota, Viridiplantae, Streptophyta, Magnoliopsida, Fabales, Fabaceae. Gene Ontology annotation, biological process: endosomal transport; vacuole organization. The record is from RefSeq and is a predicted model, not a curated record.
UACAUGAACGCCUUGGAGUACUUCAAGACCCACCUCAAGUACGAGAAGAACCCUAAGAUCAAGGAGGCUAUCACGCUGAAAUUCACCGAGUACCUUCGUCGUGCCGAGGAGAUCCGUGCUGUUCUUGACGACGGUGGGCCUGGGCCUGCCUCCAACGGGGACGCGGCCGUUGCCACCAGGCCCAAGACCAAGCCCAAGGACGGAGAAGGAGGCAGCGGAGGUGGGGACGGGGAGGAUCCCGAGCAGGCCAAGCUGAGGGCAGGUUUGAACUCUGCCAUCAUUAGGGAGAAGCCUAACGUCAAGUGGAAUGACGUGGCGGGUUUGGAGAGCGCCAAGCAGGCCUUGCAGGAGGCGGUUAUCUUGCCCGUUAAGUUUCCUCAAUUCUUCACUGGUAAAAGACGGCCUUGGAGAGCUUUUUUGUUGUACGGACCACCCGGAACUGGUAAAUCAUAUUUGGCCAAGGCUGUUGCAACAGAAGCUGACUCUACAUUUUUCAGUGUUUCUUCAUCGGACUUGGUUUCAAAGUGGAUGGGUGAAAGUGAAAAGCUAGUUUCAAAUCUUUUCCAAAUGGCCCGGGAUAGUGCACCUUCUAUCAUAUUUGUUGAUGAAAUAGAUUCGCUAUGUGGUCAGCGUGGAGAAGGCAAUGAGAGUGAAGCUUCUAGACGUAUUAAAACUGAACUUCUGGUGCAGAUGCAGGGUGUAGGAAACAAUGACCAGAAAGUUCUUGUUCUUGCAGCAACGAAUACACCUUAUGCUCUUGACCAGGCCAUAAGGCGGCGUUUUGAUAAGCGUAUAUACAUUCCACUACCAGAUUUGAAAGCCCGCCAACACAUGUUCAAGGUGCAUCUAGGCGAUACACCUCAUAACUUGACCGAGAGUGAUUUUGAACACUUGGCACGCAAGACAGAGGGAUUUUCAGGUUCAGAUAUAUCUGUUUGUGUGAAGGAUGUUUUAUUUGAACCCGUUCGCAAAACCCAAGAUGCCAUGUUUUUCUUUAAGGAUCCUGAGGGAAUGUGGAUCCCAUGUGGACCAAAGCAACAGGGUGCAAUACAAAUCACAAUGCAAGACCUUGCCGCAAAAGGACUUGCUGCUAAGAUCCUUCCGCCACCUAUAUCGAGAACAGAUUUUGACAAGGUGCUUGCUAGACAAAGGCCUACUGUAAGCAAAGCUGAUCUAGACGUACACGAGAGAUUCACAAAGGAGUUUGGAGAGGAGGGUUAAUCGCGAUGGAAUUUCACUUUGGAGAUUCACACCCGUUUAAGCAUAUUAUGAUUUGUAAUUUACUUAACCAUUGGAGCAAGUGAAAUGAAUCUUUUUACAUUCAGUUCUGGGGAUGAUUAAAUCCCCAAUUCUACGGAAAUGGAUUUAUAAAAGCGGAUACUCAUUUUGCUUCUCCUGAAUUGUGUAUAAGAACAGAAUCUGAAAUGAUCAGAAAAAUAACUUGCGUGUGAUUCUGGUUUUGUACUUGCA